Messenger RNA from Didymosphaeria variabile, 1878 nucleotides. RefSeq names its product Protein phosphatase 2C 6 (gene PTC6). Lineage: Eukaryota; Fungi; Ascomycota; Dothideomycetes; Pleosporales; Didymosphaeriaceae. Bases 1 to 1878 code for a protein of 625 amino acids. The transcript has a single exon. Gene Ontology annotation, biological process: protein dephosphorylation. The record is from RefSeq and is a predicted model, not a curated record. Gene Ontology annotation, molecular function: cation binding; protein serine/threonine phosphatase activity.
AUGUGGAAACCGUCAUUACACCUUCAUAGAGCCAGGUCUCGGCCUCUCAUCGCUCGCUCCUUCUGCAAUCGCUACGCGCGCCAUCGCAUUCGCUGCGUCGCGUUAGAAUGCCCCGCCCAGCUUCAGCGCCGUUGCUUCCACGAGUACUUUAUUACCCACCUGCCGUCGACUUCGCUACAUCCCGACUCACGAAUAUCCGGCGGCCCGCAUCACAAGCUACCGCGAGACAAGAGCACGCCUCACGAGCCGCGAGGCACGCACCGCUCGCCCGCGGCGGCUCCUCCCAUGGUGGGAGCGUCGCGGGAGAUGACCGUGGUGAGGAUACCGCUGAGGAGCGCGAAGCACCAUUUCGGGGUAUCUGUGUCGCGAGGAACGCGACCCUAUAAUGAAGACUCGUUCCAGGCCGGGACAGUCGAGGUGCCCGCUUUCGCAAAGAGGCGUCCCAUGUCUUUGCAGCGCAGCGCAAGCGGCGGCAUGACGAGCGAGCUCACACCAGCCGGCAGUGCAAGCGGUGACCCCCAGGUCUUCUACUUUGGUGUGUUCGAUGGACACGGCGGGAGUGACUGUGCCGAUUUUCUACGGGAGGAGCUGCACAACUACGUCGAGGAUGCGAUGAAGCUGUUUGAGCUGGAGAGCAGCCUCGCAAGGAAGGGCACCAUCAAAGGCUGGCCGAACAGCACGGGGACUUCGGAUGAUAGACCUCCGGAAAAAGCAUCAGAGGCUUCCGGAAAGGAGAGUUUGAACGCGAUCGAGACACACAAACCGCCCGGUUUGGAACCGCUCAAGCCACCGGAACCAGGCACACAAGCGCCAGCAAAUGGCGCAAAUGGCAAAGAAGAGCUCAUCGACAGUGCUCCACCCGUGAAGCAAUCGAACAGCGUCUCAAGAGCAGAAGAAUUGGAACGGACCCUGGUCAAAGACUGGAAAGAGCUGGUUGGAGGAUACUUUCGGCGAUUCAAGCCGGAGUACUUCUCAAGAGCGGCCGGUGGACAAGGACAUCAGACAGAGAAAGAUGUCCUUGCAAAACGGAACAGUUUCGGAGACAUCCCGGACAAAGUCAGGGAUGGAUUAGGUAUCGAGACUGUGCUGGAAUAUGCAUUUCUCAAGGCCGAUUACGAUUUCGUGUCGGCACAAGUUAGCAAGCAAGACGAAGACCCCGUUCGAGCUGACAAGGCUAUCAACGACAAUGAUAUUUUGGGGCACCCGUCGCGGACAGACAAGAGCAUCGGCGGUCCGAAGCGUUUCAAGGGCGGAAGCACCUGUAGCAUCGUACUCAUCUCGACGCCUACACCCUCACCGUUCUGGCACCCUUCGUCUCCGUCUUCCCUAAUCACGGCACAUGUGGGCGACACUAGGAUCCUACUCUGUGACACUGCAACCGGCCAGGCUGUCCCGCUCACAUCCAACCACCAUCCGUCUCUCCCCGAAGAAGCCACCCGACUCCGUCGCUACGCUGCAACCUUUGUGACCGACUCCUUCGGCGAAGAACGCAUGUCCGGUCUCGCGAACACGCGUGCCUUUGGCGACAUGGCGUCCAAGCGUAUGGGUGUGUCAGCUGAACCUGAGAUCCGCCGCGUCGAGCUGUCGCCUGCAGAAUACUCAUUCCUGGUCCUCUGCUCGGACGGCAUAUCAGGACAUCUAAGCGAUCAGGAGAUUGUAGACAUUGUCAAGGAGGCGAAGACACCGGAGCAGGCAGCUAGGGAUGUCACCAACUUUGCGACCGAGGUCAAGAGCGACAGUGACAAUGCGACUACGUUGGUUGUCAGACUAGGCGGUUGGGAGAGGAGGAGUGAAGGGGGCUUGGGCAGUUUGGGAACGAAGGAGAUGCGGGACUGGAGGAGACGCGAGAGCAUGGAUCCUAGGAGGGGCAGGACGUAG